CUGAAUACCGUCUCAGCGUCCUCCAUUGCCCAACCAGGAAAUUACUCACAUACCUCUCACUACCCAUGCCUAAAGGGGAAAAUACAAGUCUGUGGAGGGAGGAGGCAAUGAAUGACCUGUGCUUCACUGAGUAGACCUAUCACUUAGACCCAUCUGGGAUCGCACCUUCCAUUUGAAUUGUCACCUUGGUUUAGAAUGAUCUUAGUCAAAUGUUAGACGGCAAUACUCCUUCCAAGUGCCCUUGACUAGACGACUCUUCUCGGUAUCUUGUCCAGAUAUCUGGCGAUGCAUUGGCUAUCUCUUCUUUCCCUUGUAGGCACUGCCCUGGCAACUUCCUCUUACUUCCCAGACUAUGUACCGGCAUUCAGGAACAUCCAAGUUGGUCCAAGGCCAUUCUACUUGGUAGAUGACAUGGAUGAUAGUCCUCUGAAGAAUCAGCUAUCCUCGUGCAGCGAGAGGCCCAUCCACUACGCCUCUACCUUUUCCAUCUCGCAUCGCGGUGCACCCCUCCAGUUCCCGGAACAUAGUCGAGAAGGCAUGCUGGCAGCUGCACGCCAAGGGGCUGGGAUCAUCGAGUGCGACGUCACGUUCACUCAAGACAAUCGCCUGGUCUGUAGGCACUCGCAAUGCGACCUCCACACGACGACCAACAUCCUCACCAUCCCCAGCCUAGCCGCCAAGUGCACGAAGCCCUUCUCCCCGGCCACCCAUAAAAAGUCAGCAGCGGCAAAAUGUUGCACAUCUGAUAUCACAUUAGCUGAGUUCAAGUCCCUCUGCGCCAAGAUGGACUCCAGCAAUGCUUCUGCAGUCACUCCGGAAGACUAUCAACACGGCGGACAGCUAUGGCGCACUGAACUGUACAACCAGUGCGGGACCCUUGUCGAGCACACCGAGUAUAUCAAGCUCAUCGACAGUCUAGGGCUACAGUUCUCGCCAGAACUCAAAGCCCGAGAAGCAGUCCCGCGUUUUAAUAGAAAACAUGUGCAAGAGGCCCAUGCACAGCAGGUGAUCGACGAUUACAAGAAUCUGAAUAUCAGUCCAUCUCGGGUCUGGCCCCAAUCUUUUUCGGAGGCUGCCAUCCUCUACUGGAUCCAACACGAGCCCGCCUUUGGAAAGCAGGCUGUCUACCUCGAUAGCCGUGUUAACACUCCCAGCGGCUAUGCCGAGGCUGUCGCCAGUUUGCCCCGUCUGCAGCAGCGGGGCGUGCGCAUCAUGGCUCCACCAAUUUUUGCCCUGCUAAAUACGUCCGCGGACGGCGAAAUCGUUUCGUCGGAGUAUGCACGUGCUGCCAAAGACGCCGGCUUGAAUCUGAUCGCCUGGUCGUUGGAACGAUCUGGUCCGAUCAAGCUGGCUGCAGCCGCGGGAGACUAUUACAUCCAGUCGAUCGCCGGUGUCCUCCAUAAGGACGGCGACAUCUACCGUAUACUCGACGCCCUGGUGAACAAGGCCGGUGUCAAAGGAAUAUUUUCGGAUUGGCCGGGAACGGUGACUUAUUAUGCCAAUUGUAUGGGAUUAUGGUAGAUGAAUAAUAGCGACCGUCUAGCCAGUUUAC
Messenger RNA from Aspergillus campestris IBT 28561, 1552 nucleotides. Its product is annotated as PLC-like phosphodiesterase. Gene Ontology annotation, biological process: lipid metabolic process. NCBI's taxonomy places the organism in Eukaryota, Fungi, Ascomycota, Eurotiomycetes, Eurotiales, Aspergillaceae. The record is from RefSeq and is a predicted model, not a curated record. The transcript has a single exon. Gene Ontology annotation, molecular function: glycerophosphodiester phosphodiesterase activity. Bases 412 to 1521 code for a protein of 369 amino acids.